CCUGGCUGAUAUUUACCUUGCUUAUGACUGUGACGUUAGUCGUCUUCAUUGUCGAUGCAUUCAUAAGCUUCCUGAAGUACAACACUGUCACCCAAAUAUCCGCCGACAACAAAAAUCGUAUCGACUUUCCGGCAGUGACCAUCUGCAAUAUGAACAUGGUCAAAAAGAGCAUCAUUCAUUGCAAUAAUACAGCGUUUGUAGGAUUAGACACACUCUUUGUGAACUUUGGAGAAACUUUAGUGAUAGAGGAUAGGUUAACAGAUGAACUGGAUGUAAUAUUUGGAAAAAUUCCAAACGGGGAAGAAAUGUUGCACUGUGUUCGGGAAUAUUCCAACACCGUACAGGAGAUGCUGCCAAUAUGCACUUGGAAAGGAAGACUGGAGCCGUGUCAGAAUCUAUUUAUAACUACGCUGACUGAGAUGGGUGUGUGCUUCACAUUUAAUGGGGAAGGGAACCAGCGGUUACAGACAUCGUACUCCGGAUCUGAUGGAGGCCUCGGAGUGUUUAUUGACAUUCAACAAGCGAACUACUUUUACUCGUCUACCAUUCAAGCAGGGAUCAAGGUGGUCCUCCAUGAACCGGGGGAGGCUCCACUUCCUUCCUUGGGUGGAUUUUUGGUGGCUCCUGGACUGUCAGCUGAGGCCGUCAUCAGCAGAACAAGGAAAAAAUUCCUAAAUGAACCGUAUGGCAGCUGCUUAAACAUAAAGGAAGUGGGGAACCCUCUACAUCGAUACGCAUUCUACAGCGAAAAGGCCUGCCGCAUGGAGUGCAUGAUAGAUUAUUUGGUCAGUGCUGAUGAACACUGCAGAAACUGUCGUUACUUCCUCUACCCCGGAAAUGCAUCGGCAAAUGAUUUUACAAGCAACUGCAAGUGCAAAAGACCAUGUAGCAUGUACGAAUACAAAACGUCCAUAUCGUAUGCUCGGAUCAUGUCGGACUUUAUGAGCACCUACUUUGUUACUGAGGGAGUUUUCUUGUCCAGCAUUUAUACAAAAAGUGGAUCAAAUGAAAAUAUUUUUUCUUCCCUUUUCAGAGACAAUUUCAUAGAGUUGAAGAUUUAUUACGAUUCCCUGAUUGAGACCGCAGUAACGGAAGUCCCCGAGUUCAAUAUUUUUGAGAUGCUCAGUGAUAUCGGAGGUCUCAUGGGGAUUUUCUUGGGUGCCAGUCUGCUGUCUCUGGUUGAGUUGCUGGAAUUUUUUAUACUUCUUCUUCGACCUCGCAACAAAUUGAAGACCGUUGAGGUCCCUGCAUUGGAGAAUGGAGCGAUGUCGCACGAGGCGGGAGAUGGGACGGAGACUCACAGCAGUGUCCUUAAAUGAUUUAGCAAAUUGGCAAAGGCAACUGGAAAUUCAAACACUAGAAGCUAUAUUGAUCAGAGGAAACUAGAAAUGCAAAAAACAAACUCCAA
Molecule: messenger RNA, 1408 nt
Organism: Ostrea edulis (European flat oyster)
Lineage: Eukaryota; Metazoa; Mollusca; Bivalvia; Ostreida; Ostreidae
Product: acid-sensing ion channel 2-like
Exons: 6
Coding region: 24-1319 (431 amino acids)
Biological process (GO): sodium ion transmembrane transport
Cellular component (GO): membrane
Molecular function (GO): ligand-gated sodium channel activity
Source: RefSeq, a predicted model, not a curated record